This is a messenger RNA of Hemibagrus wyckioides, 3639 nucleotides long. RefSeq names its product deltaA (gene dla). Bases 444 to 2753 code for a protein of 769 amino acids. Gene Ontology annotation, biological process: multicellular organism development; cell communication; Notch signaling pathway. The record is from RefSeq and is a predicted model, not a curated record. Gene Ontology annotation, cellular component: membrane. Gene Ontology annotation, molecular function: calcium ion binding. Lineage: Eukaryota; Metazoa; Chordata; Actinopteri; Siluriformes; Bagridae. The transcript is spliced from 11 exons.
CCGGCAUGUGGCACCCCCAUAUAAAACCUGCGGCCAGGCGGCCUGCCCCAACAGAGCCAAAACGCAACGCGAGGAGAAAGACGGCCGAAAGAAAGGAGGCGCGUCAGGACAGUGACAAAGCGCUCGGUUUGGGACCGAGCAAAAACGGAACUAUAACUACACACACACACACUCUAACACACACAUUGAAGCCCCCAGAGUUUUUUUUUUCUUUCAUGAAACUGAAGGAAUUUGAGGAUUAUUUCUGUGGAAGCAGCAACAAGUAAUUUUCGGGAGCAAAGAAAGAGUUUGUGGAUUUCUUGGAGUUGGCUUUGGCAUCAGUGGGCGCAUGAAGGUACUGAGGAAGAAACAACGGAUGAAUCAAUCGGAGAGGAGAAUCUGAGGAGCUCAAAGACUUUUUUUUUCUAAAUCUCUAUUUAUUUAUUUAUUAUUUAUUAUUCACCAUGGGGCGCGUGCUUCUGUUGCUCUCAGUCGUGUGCAUCUUGGCCAGCCAGGCUUUUUGCUCUGGUGUUUUUGAGCUCAAGCUGCAAGAGUUUCUCAAUAAAAAGGGCAUCCAAGGCAACAGGAACUGCUGUAAAGGCGGGCUAACGUCGCCUUACCAGCAGUGCGAGUGUAAAACGUUUUUCCGCGUAUGUUUAAAACACUACCAGCCCAACGCCAACCCGGAGCCGCCGUGCACGUACGGAAGCACCGCAACUCCCGUCCUGGGCUCCAACUCUUUCCAGAUCCCGGACACGUUACCGGAUGGCUCGUUCACCAAUCCCAUCAGGAUGAAUUUCGGCUUCACGUGGCCGGGAACGUUUUCGUUGAUCAUUGAGGCAGUGCACGCCGAAUCCAAAGAGGAUCUCACAACAGAAAACCCAGAGCGCAUCAUCAGCACCAUGACCACACAGAGACACCUGACAGUCGGAGAGGACUGGGCUCAGGACCUGCACAGCGCGGGCAGAACCGAGCUCAAGUUCUCCUACCGGUUCGUCUGCGAUGAGCAUUAUUACGGUGAAGGCUGCUCGGUGUUCUGCCGGCCCAGGGACGACACUUUCGGCCAUUUCACCUGCGGCGAGCGCGGAGAGAUCAUCUGCGAUGCCGGGUGGAAGGGUCAAUACUGCACAGAGCCAAUCUGCCUCCCUGGAUGUGAUGAAGAGCAUGGCUUUUGUGAGAAACCUGUAGAGUGCAAGUGCAGAGUGGGCUUCAAAGGCCGAUACUGUGACGAGUGCAUUCGUUACCCAGGAUGCCUUCACGGGACGUGCCAGCAGCCAUGGCAAUGCAACUGCCAGGAGGGAUGGGGUGGCCUGUUCUGCAACCAGGAUCUAAACUACUGCACACAUCACAAGCCCUGUCUGAAUGGAGCCACUUGUAGCAACACUGGACAAGGCAGCUACACCUGUUCCUGCCGCCCGGGAUUCACUGGCACCAGCUGUGAGAUCGAGGUCAACGAAUGUGCUGGGAAUCCAUGCCGCAAUGGAGGAAGCUGCACUGACCUGGAAAAUACCUACACCUGUGCUUGUCCUCCUGGGUACUAUGGCAAAAACUGUGAACUCAGUGCCAUGACUUGUGCAGAUGGUCCAUGUUUCAAUGGGGGACGCUGUGCUGAUAACCCUGACGGUGGCUACUUCUGCCAGUGUCCCACAGGUUAUGCUGGCUUCAACUGUGAGAAGAAGAUCGAUCACUGCACAUCUGGCCCUUGUUCAAAUGGUGCCCGUUGUGUGGACCUAGUGAACUCGUACCUGUGCCAGUGUCCUGAGGGUUUCACCGGGAUGAACUGUGACCGUGUCAGCGACGAGUGCUCACUGCUCCCCUGCCAGAACGGUGGUACCUGCCAGGAGGGUGCCAAUGGUUAUACGUGCACUUGCCCACCUGGUUACACAGGACGUAACUGCAGCUCGCCUAUCAGCCGCUGCCAGCACAACCCAUGCCACAAUGGUGCCACAUGCCAUGAACGUAACAACCGGUACGUUUGUGCUUGCGUGCCCGGUUAUGGAGGACGCAACUGCCAGUUCCUGCUUCCGGAACGUGCAUCCCAGGCUGCCAGUGACAUCCCAUGGACGGCGGUGGGCUCGGGCGUGUUGCUGGUGCUUCUGCUGAUUGUGGCGUGUGCCGUUCUGGUGGUCUGCGUGCGAUCGAAGGUGCAGCAGAGGCGUAGGAGUCGUGAGGAAGAAGCGGCGAAUGGGGAAAGUGAGACUAUCAACAACCUCACGAAUAACUGCCACCGGGACAAGGACCUCAGUGUCAGUGUGGUGUCGGGAUUGGCGCCAGUCAAAAACAUCAACAAGAAGAUAGAUUUUCACAGUGAGCAUGACCUGAGUGCCAAUGCGGAGAAGGGUGGCUUUAAGUCGAGGCACCAAGCCUCCGACUACAACCUCGUGCACGAAGUGAAGUACGAGGUCAAGCACGAGGUGAAGCUGGAGCAUUUUGGGAAAGAGGCAGCAGCAAAGGAACUGGCCGAUAGCUGCGAAGAUGUGAAGUGCCAAAGCUUGCAAGACUCGUGCGAGUUUGAAGAAAAACGCAGAAAACGCUUGAAAAGUGACGCAUCAAAGUAUUCCGAGUCGAGAUGUUCCGAGUCCAAGUUCUCAGAGUCGAAGUACUCUGAAUCAAGGUAUCCCGAGUCGAACUGUUCCGAUUCGCUGUAUUCCGAGUCAGCAUGCGCAUCUGCAUGUGCAUCGGCAUCCGUGUCGGCGUGCGUCGACACCAAAUACAAGUCCGUCAUGGUCAUGUCGGAGGAGAAAGAUGAAUGUGUAAUUGCAACCGAGGUGUAAUUGGCCUCAAGGAAGCCGAUGCUCAUUUGGGUGCUAUGGAGGACAUUUUGAACUUCCAUAGAAAAUGCUGCUGCUCAAAACCUUAGGUGGAACUGUCCCACCUCAUGAUUACUGCUGCUGAGAAAGUAGGACUGAUUUAACUGAUAUUCAGGGUGAGCUGGUUCUCUGUUCUGAACGAAUCGCAGGCAAACGUUGGCCUGUAGGCUUGGAAACGUCCUGAAACGAACAGAGGAGUGGUUGCGGAAAGUUUACCACCCCUCUUUCGAACGUAUCUGUAAAAUUUACCCGUAAAGCCAUUUUAUAAAGGUGUUGGACAGCAUGUGUCCAUUUUGAUAGUGCUUAGAUUUAUGACGCGGAAAGAAAAAAAAAUAUGAAAAGGAAAAAAAACAUUUGAAAGGAAAAGAAGAAGUAGGAAUUCGAGGAAACGUAUCGCAAUGUUCUGCCAUGUGGUAAGCGGUACUGUGGCAACGUUGUGGCAAUGUUUUUUAUCAAUAUUUUGGCAACAUUUGCUGUAUUUUCUUUUUUCGCCAAUUUCUCCAAUGCCCACACAGGUGCUAUAUUACUGUGCCCAGAGAAUGCACCGAACGUGAAAGAUGUUAAAGAAGAGUAGAUAAAGAAAUGUAUCACAGCGUCUUUGCCAAUGUCCAUCUCUCGUGGAUUCGAUGGCGACGUCGUCGUGGCAACGUUUUAGCAAUAUUUUGGCAACAUUUGCUGUUUUUUUCGCCAGUAUCUCCAAGCCCCACAAGUCAGUGUGCAAGAGACCACAUCAAAACGGUGGAUGUUUGGCCAUACUGGCCUGUCUUUCACUAGGUUAAAUGGUGCAUGAUGUCAUAUUCUUGUCACGUGACCGGUGGAGACUAUAUGUAUUACUUGAUCACUGUGUAAA